This is a messenger RNA of Hydractinia symbiolongicarpus, 2054 nucleotides long. RefSeq lists its product as uncharacterized. NCBI's taxonomy places the organism in Eukaryota, Metazoa, Cnidaria, Hydrozoa, Anthoathecata, Hydractiniidae. Gene Ontology annotation, molecular function: DNA binding. The record is from RefSeq and is a predicted model, not a curated record. The transcript is spliced from 7 exons. Gene Ontology annotation, cellular component: nucleus. Bases 351 to 1490 code for a protein of 379 amino acids. Gene Ontology annotation, biological process: regulation of transcription by RNA polymerase II.
AUAAUUAAGUGUUUAUUUUCUAUUGGGAUUCCAUGCAGCUAACAUAUACUUUCAUUGCGAUUCCGUUAUCCUGUCUCUUAUUUUCGCAGAGGUGGUUAAUUAAAAUAAAAAAUCUCGCUUAGCAACAAGUCAUUAAAAGCUAAUGACUAUAUAAUUAUUAUUUGAUCAGAGAACUGGAACGAGACAUUAUAAUUGAUAAUUAUAAUAAUUACCCAUUGAAAUGAAUUGAUCUAUGUUUUUUUUGUUUUCUUUGUGAUAUAAGAAGUUAUAUAAAGAACGUUUCACUCAUGACUGUUUCUUAAACUUAGUAGCCAAACGGAAGGGUAUAAAAGAUCAUUGAUGCACAGUUGAUGUUGCACAGUAGAAGACAAUUAACAAAUAUUGAUGUGAUAUUACGUAAGAAACGCAUGCUCUAUACAAUAAUUACAAAAUUUAUAAGAGCAUUAAAAAGCCAACAUAUCGUUGAAUCAAUCUACCAGAAAGUAUCAGUGCAUCAAAGACAACAUUCAAACAUGGCUGACGUGAAAGGAAUAAAUCCAAUAACUGCAGAAACAUCCAGUGACCCGAAUACUCCAAAUGACAAAGUAUGGUUGUACGAGGAAAACAUAAAGAGACUCUACAGUCUAGACGACAAUCCGGAGCGCAAAGCUUUUUUGGAUGAUUUCUUCAGUUACAGAAGAAAAAAUGGUUUAUACUGCAAGAUUCCAGUGAUUGCAAGAAAACCAUUAGACGUUUUUGUGCUUUAUUACAUUGUGCAAAAAUAUGGAGGAUUUGAACAGACGAUGAAAAAUCGCAUGUGGAGUCAAAUCGCUCGAGAAUUGGAUUUACCAAGAACGAUGACAAGUGGAGCAUUUACACUGAAAUUGAAGUACAUUCGUCUGUUAUAUCAAUUCGAGUGUUAUAAAUGCAACAAGGCCGUUAACCACGCAAUUUUAUACAACGAAUCAGCACUCAUUGAUCCGAAGGAACGCUACGACAGUCAAUCAGAUGAUAGAAGACCACCGGCAAUGCGUUCACAUCCAAUCCCUGUUGAAAGUUAUGUAAAAACAGAUUAUGUGGAAAAUAAAGAGAAGGAAUAUAGGGACGCAUUGAUAACACGUUUAAGAAGUUCAAGUGAUGAAUAUGAAUAUGCUUCUUACCCCGUACAAAGGGGCAAGUAUCGUCAUUAUGAUCAUUCUCCUAAAAGUCUGCCAUCGCGAAGUCCUGACACCAUGUGCGCAUUAACUGAAUCAUCAAGACACGCUUCUCGAUAUCCCUACUACACACAGGCACGACCAAACUCGUACAAAAGAAAGUACUCAACGGAAGAGUAUUACGAAGAGCCAAACGAUCACGAGUUCCACCCACGAAAAGUCAGUCGACGCCCUAGCGUUACCGCCAUAGAUCUUCAACAAAUGUCAGUGAGUUUUAUGGAAAUCACUAAUAACAGACUGACUCUGAAAGUUUCUUUAAAUAACGAGCGCUACGAAGGAGUGCUCAAAUGUUGCUAAACUGACCAAUCGAUGUACGUUUUUAGGAAAAUCCUGUUAGGCAUUCGAAAGCAUGUAAAUAAAACGUGUCGUUCUUGACAUGUAUCUUAAAGUAGACCGUACAGAAACGCUUUGCGAGACGAAGCGAAGGAAGAGAAACAUUUAAACAUUUAUGAAAUGUAUAAAUUACUUGAAAUUAAUAUGUAUAUAUAUUUGUUGUUAUUAUUUAAAAUAUUUUUAUAUAAACUUUUCGCUUCAUUAAGUUUUUGCUUCAUGUUUUUUAACUACAGAUUUCAUACAACCUUUCUGACCAAUCAGUAAUUUGCAUUUUUGUAAUAGUCAGCCUUUGUUUUAUCAGAUUCUCAAUCUGUUUAGAUUUUCAGUAGGUCAUAUCAAUUAACCUAUCGACGCUAGGCAACAGAAAGGGUGAGUCUACGACAUUUUGAGACGAUGAUAUCUUUAAUUAGUAAUGUAUUCACACGCGUUAAAGCGUGACUGUAUUUCAUUUUAUUUCUACAAGGAAAUUGUAACAUAAUAGCAGAAUUACGUCUUCUACAGAAAUAUUAUAUAGUCAAUGUUUUCAUA